Neofelis nebulosa (Clouded leopard) is the source of this 557-nucleotide messenger RNA. Its product is annotated as keratin-associated protein 21-1-like. NCBI's taxonomy places the organism in Eukaryota, Metazoa, Chordata, Mammalia, Carnivora, Felidae. The transcript has a single exon. The coding region runs from base 30 to 245 and encodes 71 amino acids. The record is from RefSeq and is a predicted model, not a curated record.
ACCCACGUGAAAUCUCUUCCCUUGACAAGAUGUGUUGCAACUACGGCAACUCCUGUGGCUAUGGCUGUGGCUAUGGCCCCUAUUACGGCUGUAGUUAUGGACCUGGCUAUGGCUGUGCAUAUGGCUGUGGAUACGGCUCCUGCUGUGGCUAUGGCACCAGAUACGGCUGUGGCUGUGGCUAUGGCUCUGGUUGCUGUGGCUACCGGCCAUUUUGCUAUAGAAGACAUUAUUCUUCUUGCUGCUAGAACAUCACUGUCCAAGACACAUUUGCUUCUGAAGUGGCACUGCUUAAGGGAGGGCUUAUUCAUUGAUUUAUACCUCAAGAUUUCUAUACCCAAAAAAUUGCAUGCUUUCGGGAAUUGUGACUUAUAUUUGGCAUUUGUAUGAAGGCUUCCUGUGGCUGAAGGCUAUGUGGUAUCCUCCGACUAUUUUCCAAAUGUUAGGCUUCACUUCCCUAAUCUGGGUUCUUUGUUGAGACUGUGGCAACAUGUCUAAAAUGCCACAGUGAGGCAAAUCCCUUAUUCUCAAUAAAAAUGUUUCAUUUUUUUUCUAACUAA